GCACCCCGAAGAGCCGCCGCCGCCGUCGCCCGGGGGACCGUACUGCGCCUGCGUGCGUCGCACCACGCAUGCGUACGCACUCAAGCCCCGCCCCACCCCCCGCUGGAGCUUUUCGUUUCUCCUGAGCGCGCGCUUGAGCAAUUGAAGAUUGAGGUGGCCCUUGUAAACGCCUGAUUAAAAAUUACCAGAUGGGACGCUCCAACUCCCUCCAGAGAGGCUUUGGAUGGUUGUUUGGAUGUUAGAGUCUAUCGAUUGGGGGAAGAGUCUCGUUGGUCUAUGUUAAAGUCUUGGAAUCCGGAGAUUUUUCGGGAGGCGCUGUCCUGGCCACCUAAAAUUCUGUCCUCUCUAGCGCCCUCGCCGCUCCAUCCUUUCGGUGCCUCGGGAGUCAGCCUUUCCGCAGGCGGUUGGAGGUGGUUCGCGAGCUGUGUUGUGUGCGGUCGCGUCGUUUGGGCCUGAUCUCGGUCCAGCUUUAGGGUUUUAGGUACUGCGGAGCGUGGGCGCCAUGUUCCUGGCCAGCUGUGCGCGGCCGAGGGGACACACCAGGUUUUGGAGGCGCUAAGGAUUCACUACCUUUCAGGGCUUUCUGUCCCUAAGAAAAAGUGCCUCAGGGUUUGGGAAUUAGGGGCAAAUAAAGCAAGUUGGACCAAAUCACAAGAUUCUGACCCUGGGAAAUUGAAGGGGCCACCAGGGUGCUUUCCUAGGCCGAGGGGGCGGGGGUUACCCCUAUCUGCCCUACUCCCUCGGGCGGCGCUUCAACUUCAACUAGACGCUGGUGCCCAGCUUUUCUAGGAUUCCUAGAUUAUAACCAGGUCGUGCUACGUUUUAGUUUAGCGUUCUGAUAAGCAAAUCGAGAGCUUAAUUUGCACCAACCAGUUUGCUAAGGGUUUUAGGUACCGUCACAUUCAGAAGUCUUCGGACGUCUGAGAUAGUUACUUACAUCUUAUAGGGGCAGCUCCCACCAAGGAAGAGUUGGCGACUUUUGACCCUGUGGACAGCAUUGUCUUCAACAUGGCCGCGGGCUCUGCUCCCAUGCAGCUGCAGCUUCGCGCUACCAUACGCUUGAAAAAUGGACUCUGUGUGCCCCGGAAAUGGACCUACCUCCUGACUGAAGAGAGCACAGAUCUUAGAACUGAAGGCCGCCCUGACAUGAAGACCAAACUCUUCAGUAGCUCAUGCCCAGAUGGAAUCAUGCUGAAAGAGACAGGCCAGGGUUACCAGCGUUUCCUCUUGUACAAUCGCUCGCCACACCCUCCAGAGAAGUGUGUGGAGGAAUUCCAGUCUCUGACGUCCUGCCUGAACUCUAAGGCCUUCUUACUGACUCCCAGGAAUGAAGAGGCUUGUGAGCUGACCAGUAACUGACCUGUAACUUCAUCUGUGCCUCCAGAUGGAUACAGUGGGAGCUGAGAUUAUGGUGGGGGGAAGAGAAGUUGGAGACUCCCAACCCCCUUUCAAGGUUAAUAAAGAUGGGUUUUCAAUUUU
Talpa occidentalis (Iberian mole) is the source of this 1479-nucleotide messenger RNA. RefSeq names its product apolipoprotein M (gene APOM). Bases 1009 to 1359 code for a protein of 116 amino acids. Gene Ontology annotation, biological process: high-density lipoprotein particle clearance; high-density lipoprotein particle assembly; cholesterol efflux. Gene Ontology annotation, cellular component: low-density lipoprotein particle; high-density lipoprotein particle; very-low-density lipoprotein particle. The transcript has 6 exons. Gene Ontology annotation, molecular function: phospholipid binding; lipid carrier activity. The record is from RefSeq and is a predicted model, not a curated record. Lineage: Eukaryota; Metazoa; Chordata; Mammalia; Eulipotyphla; Talpidae.